Calliphora vicina (urban bluebottle blowfly) is the source of this 2119-nucleotide messenger RNA. RefSeq names its product catalytic subunit 3B of the oligosaccharyltransferase complex (gene Stt3B). The record is from RefSeq and is a predicted model, not a curated record. NCBI's taxonomy places the organism in Eukaryota, Metazoa, Arthropoda, Insecta, Diptera, Calliphoridae. Gene Ontology annotation, biological process: post-translational protein modification. Bases 47 to 2104 code for a protein of 685 amino acids. Gene Ontology annotation, cellular component: membrane. Gene Ontology annotation, molecular function: dolichyl-diphosphooligosaccharide-protein glycotransferase activity. The transcript is spliced from 3 exons.
AAAAUAUAAUUCGUAUUAGUUAUUAAUUAACAGUGAAACUAAUGAUAUGAAUCGUCCAAUGUUAAAUAGAAAAACAGCAGGUUACAGCAGUUUAAUAACGUUUGCUGUAUUGCUAAUAGCAUGGAUUGCAGGAUUCUCCUCUCGUUUGUUUGCCGUUAUUCGUUUUGAGUCAAUCAUUCAUGAAUUUGAUCCUUGGUUUAAUUAUCGUGCAACAGCAUAUAUGGUGCAACAUGGAUUUUACAAGUUUCUUAAUUGGUUUGAUGAGAGAGCGUGGUAUCCAUUGGGUCGCAUUGUUGGUGGCACUGUUUAUCCUGGUUUAAUGAUUACAUCUGGAGGCAUACACUAUUUACUUCAUGCAUUAAAUAUACCAGUCCAUAUACGCGAUAUUUGCGUUUUCUUAGCGCCAGUGUUUAGUGGGCUUACAUCUAUUUCUACAUAUUUGCUUACUAAAGAGUUGUGGUCUUCUGGCGCUGGACUUUUCGCUGCUGGUUUUAUUGCCAUAGUUCCUGGAUAUAUCAGCAGAUCAGUAGCUGGCUCAUAUGAUAAUGAAGGAAUUGCAAUAUUCGCACUUCAAUUUACCUAUUUUCUUUGGGUGCGAGCUGUUAAAACUGGUUCAGUAUUUUGGUCGGCAGCAGCAGCUUUAUCGUAUUUUUACAUGGUUUCAGCCUGGGGCGGAUAUGUUUUCAUUAUUAACUUAAUCCCCCUCCACGUAUUUGUACUUUUGUUAAUGGGUCGAUAUUCGCCACGUCUUUUGACCAGUUAUAGUACAUUUUUCAUAUUAGGUCUAUUACUCUCGAUGCAAAUACCAUUUGUAGGAUUUCAACCUAUUCGAACAAGUGAACACAUGGCAGCUCUUGGAGUUUUUGCAUUACUAAUUACUGUGGGAUUUUUGCGCUAUCUUCAAUCAGUACUUUCUCGCAAUGAGUUUAAAAAACUAUUCUUAAUUGGAGGAUUAUUGGCAGCUGGCUUUGUUUUCUUGUCAGUUGUAACAUUUACAAUGAUGGGUGUAAUUGCGCCAUGGAGUGGCAGAUUUUAUUCCUUGUGGGACACAGGUUAUGCUAAGAUACAUAUACCUAUUAUUGCCUCUGUAUCAGAACAUCAGCCAACCACAUGGUUUUCAUUCUUUUUUGAUCUUCACAUUUUAAUAUGUGCCUUUCCAGUGGGUGUUUGGUAUUGUGUGAAAAAAAUCAACGACGAGCUUGUUUUUGUCAUAUUGUAUGCCAUAAGUGCUGUAUAUUUUGCUGGUGUAAUGGUUCGUUUAAUGCUAACGUUAACUCCCGUUGUCUGCAUGCUGGCUGGAGUUGCUUUCUCAAGCCUUUUGGACGUAUAUUUACGAGAAGAAAAUGUAAUCAAAACGACGACAAUAUCUCAAUCUCGUCCAGAAGAAACUGAUGACUCCCCUAAUGAGAAAAAAAUGCUUUAUGAUAAGGCUGGCAAAUUGAAGCAUCGCCCCAAAUACGAUACUUCACUAAAUGAAAAUUGCACCGGAAUUGGAUCAAACUUGAGAAGCAUUGUUAUAUUAGCUGUUUUAAUGAUAUUAAUGAUGUUUGCUGUACACUGUACAUGGGUUACUAGCAAUGCUUAUUCUAGCCCUUCAAUUGUUCUGGCAUUCCACAAUAGUCAAGACGGAUCCCGAAAUAUAUUAGACGAUUUUAGAGAAGCAUAUUAUUGGCUAUCACAAAAUACUGAAGAUGAUUCCAGAAUUAUGUCUUGGUGGGACUAUGGCUAUCAAAUAGCAGGAAUGGCAAAUAGAACUACACUUGUCGACAAUAAUACAUGGAAUAAUAGUCACAUUGCUCUUGUUGGAAAAGCAAUGUCAUCUACGGAAGAGAAGUCCUACGAAAUAAUGACUUCGCUGGACGUGGAUUACGUUCUUGUAAUAUUUGGAGGUGUGAUAGGAUAUUCUGGAGAUGAUAUAAAUAAAUUUUUAUGGAUGGUUCGAAUUGCCGAAGGUGAACAUCCAAAAGAUAUAAAGGAAAGUGAUUAUUUUACAGAACGCGGAGAAUUUCGAGUAGAUUCUGAAGGUGCUCCUGCACUUUUAAACUGUCUGAUGUACAAAUUGAGUUAUUAUAGAUUUGGCGAAUUGAAGUUAGAUUACAGGUAAAUAAAUCAAAUAUUA